AUGAUCGGUGAUCACCCAGAUAGUAGCAACAGCGUAAAAUUGAUCGUAACUUCUCCUCAAACACCCGAACGAAACAGGGUUUUCGCAGGAGAAGAAGAAACUAAUUCUGUGAUGUACAGCGAGAGGGCGAUGUAUUUGCUCAAGAAAACACGUUUCGACAUCAUGGAAACCGUUGAGCGAUCCGAAUUCCCUCGAUGUUCGUUCCCAAUUUCCAUCAGUACUGGUAAUACGCAGAUACCCUCGCCAACCUCUGCCCCGCAUCAAUUUCCGCACAACCUCUCGACGCACAUUCACCACACCGACACCACAACUCCAUUACGUGUCCUAGGUCAUCCCAAACCUGGACACAUCUUGCCGCACCUCAACGAUGACGAUAACGCCCUGGCUGCAGAGGAGAGAGAGAGUGGAGGUAGAGAAGGAGGGACGGUGGAUAUGGGUCUUUCUGAUGGGUGGUGCUAUAAGGUUACCCACUACGUCGGGUCUACAUCCAAAUCACUCCCGUUCGGCGCAGGCCAUAACUCAGGCCUCAGCUGCUUGUACUUACCUGUAGAUCAUCGAUCAGCUUCAAGGGCGUUCCCCGGUAGUUCAAAUUCAAUCGUAUUCCCUGUCGUGUCUGGUAUGGUCACUACACCCGAUGUAUCACUUCUCGCUAUUCUAUCGAUGACAUGCCGUAAAAAAAAUUAUAUACG
Messenger RNA from Suillus clintonianus, 689 nucleotides. RefSeq lists its product as uncharacterized. The annotation marks the transcript as partial. The record is from RefSeq and is a predicted model, not a curated record. NCBI's taxonomy places the organism in Eukaryota, Fungi, Basidiomycota, Agaricomycetes, Boletales, Suillaceae. The transcript is spliced from 6 exons.